ACGCUGCUGGUGCUCUGCCAGCGCUCACAGCCCUGACGACAUUAAUGAGUCCAGCGAGUCCCGCUCUCUUCUGCAGGCAAAUGAUGGACGUAUGCAUGAGAUUCCCUGAUACUAUCCCAAAUUAUCACACACACACACACACUCAGAGCGCAAGGCCUAUAGGAAGCAGUGAUGCUGCGAGCUACACACCCGAACACGACACACACAGCGCAGGGAAGGGAGAUAGAGCAAAUUUAGUCCAUGAUACAGAGAAGGCAAACGCAUUCUAAUCAUUCGCGCCUGUGGCACCGGGAUGGUUGGAGGUCUGGGUGCUGAGCUGAGGAUGCAGGCAUCACGUUGAUGAGCUCCAGGCCAAUUGGUUGCCUGCCUUCCACCGUUAUCUGCUCUCUCCCUUCUUCGGCUGUCUCCGCGUCUCUCCUCUUCCUCUGUCUUCCUUCAACUCGUGAAGAAUGAUUAGCAUACGGGAGGCGAGAGGAACUUUCCAGCGCGAGUGAACAGGAGAACAAGUGCGCAAAAGGAAGGACGCUGGAAAAUACCAUCAGCAAGCGAUUGGAAAGUUUGAGCGAAGAGCACAUUUCCAGACUGAAAAUGAAAUUGGAGGAGGUGUAGUGACCUCUUAUCAGUCGUCUAACAUAGAGGGCCGCAGGGCAAACAGAGGUCUGAACCAAAGAGCGAUUAAAUCGGUAAUUACAUCAGAUGGAGGUGGAUGUAGCAGAUGAGAAGCGCCAUUGCACACGCUCAAAAGUUCCCCUGGAGCCAGCCAUACAUGAGUUGUUCAGUGUGUAUGGCUGUCCUGCCGCCAAGAAGAGAAAACCCCUGGAGAGCCAUGCCCUGGAGCCCUCGCCCAAGAGGAAGGUCUUUCUAACAGUCAUAGACCAGCCGUCAACGGAGGAGAUGGAUGAAAAUGAGGAGGAAGAGGAGGAGGAGGAGGAACAAGAUGAUGAGGAAAAUGAAGAUGAAGAGGAACCGGAGGAGGAAUAUACUGACAACGAGGACCAAUAUGAACAGGAAGAGGUAGAAGUGAUUAAUGGAGAAGAGGAAGAGGUGGAACAGGAAGAAGAGGAAGUGGUGGAGGAGGAAGAGGAAGAAGAAGUAGAAAGAGAGUGGGAGGAUGAUGAAGAUGAAGAUGAGGAAGAUGAGCAAGAGGAUGAGGAGCAAAUUCAAGAAAUAGAGAGUGACCAUAUGAAUUGCAGUCCCAGCAGAACAAGCCCCUCCAUGGAGAAGGACAACAACAACAACGAUGAAUAUGAAAACUACGAUGAACUGGUUGCCAAAUCUCUGCUUAACCUGGGCAAGAUCGCAGAGGACGCCGCUUAUCGGGCCAUGACCGAGUCCGAGAUGAACAGCAACUCCUCAAACAGCGCAGAAGAGGAGGAGGAAGAAGAUGAGGAUGAGGAGGGCUCAAGGAAAGGUGAGCUGAGUCUAGAUGUAAACAGUGAUGUGGUAAGGGAGACUGUGGACUCUCUAAAGCUCCUGGCGCAGGGUCACGGAGUCACGCUCUCAGAAAACCUCCACGAACAGCCGUUUCAUGAUGAUGGGAGCGAGAACACGGACUGCGAUCUAAACGGAAAUGGAUCCACUGGUAAUGGACUCAGCGGUAAACCCACCACUAAUGGUCAGAUGGCAGAGAAAAGUGACGAGGAAGUUUGUCUGAGCAGUUUGGAGUGUCUUCGCAACCAGUGCUUUGACUUGGCACGCAAGCUAAGCGAGACCAAACCAGCCGAGCGGCUCAUCAAUAACCAGCAGGAGAUUCAUCAGCUUUAUCAAGAGGCCCAGCAGCAGCAGCAGCAGCAUCAGGGUCCUGAGGAGUCCCGCGUCCUCGAGCGGAAUUACUCUGACAUGGUCAACCUGAUGAAGCUUGAGGAGCAGCUCAGCCCAUGCGCCAAGACUUUCUCCAGCUGCGCCGCAGAGCACAAGGGCUUCCAGGACUGCGAUGAAGACACCACCUCCGUCACGUCGGACCGCUCAGAGGACGUUUUCGACAUGACCAAAGGCAACCUGUCACUGCUGGAGAAGGCCAUAGCACUGGAAACGGAACGGACCAAAGCGUUGCGGGAAAAAAUGGCUUCGGAAGCAGUCAGGAGAGAUAGACUGCAUUUGCAUGAGGAUGGUUUGAGGCACAGCUAUGCGGAGGAGCGGAAGGCGCGUCUGCACCAUGAUGGCCUAAAGAAGCCCUACUACCUUAAAGAUUCUUCACGGUCGGGGAAAAAGGAGAGCCGGUGUCCAACGCCUGGGUGUGACAGCACAGGUCAUGUGACGGGUUUGUACCCGCACCAUCGCAGCCUGUCUGGAUGCCCUCAUAAAGACAGAGUCCCGCCAGAAAUUCUUGCAAUGUAUGAAAAUGUUCUUAAGUGCCCUACGCCUGGCUGCACGGGCCGGGGCCACGUCAACAGCAACAGGAACUCUCACAGGAGCCUGUCGGGCUGUCCAAUAGCGGCUGCAGAGAAGCUGGCCAAAGCCCACGAGAAACAUCAGUCAUGUGAUGGAGGCAAAUCCAACCAGGCUUCAGAUCGUGUGCUCAGGCCCAUGUGCUUCGUCAAACAGCUGGAGAUUCCACAGUACGGCUAUAAAAACAACGUGCCCACUUCAACCCCACGAUCCAACCUGGCCAAAGAGUUAGAGAAAUACUCCAAAACCAACUUUGACUACAACAGCUAUGACAACACCAACAUCUACAGCAAACGGCACACUGCUGCACUCAAAGUCCACAGUCGGGACACACUGCCCAAAACUGAUGAUGUGAAGCGCUACUGCAAGAGCUCCAGUUCGGCGAGCAGCACCACCAGCAGCUACGGGCCCAGCAGCAGCAGCCUGAGCUGUGGAGGAGGAGGAGGAGCAAGCAGCGCCAGCAGCACCUGCAGCAAGAGCAGCUUCGACUACACACACGACAUGGAGGCGGCGCACAUGGCUGCUACCGCCAUCCUCAACCUCUCCACCCGCUGCAGAGAGAUGCCCCAGAGCCUGAGCGGGAAAGCCCUGGAGAUCUGCACGCAGUCUGAUGAUCUGGAUCCCUUCCAGGACAUUUUAGAGGACAGCGCGUACACUACUGAUGUCGGCAUUCCCAGUCCCAAACCAAAAUUUCCUCCUUGCAAAGAAAGCAAAAAGGACCUGAUAACGUGUCCAGUCCCUGGUUGUGAUGGUCAAGGUCACAUAACGGGCAAAUAUGCGUCACACCGCAGCGCGUCAGGCUGCCCUCUAGCAGCCAAACGACAGAAGGACAGCUAUAUCAAUGGAUCCCAGUUCACAUGGAAGGCUGGGAAGACGGAUGGCAUGUCGUGUCCCACUCCAGGCUGUGACGGCUCUGGACAUGUCAGCGGCAGUUUCCUGACCCACAGAAGUCUCUCUGGUUGCCCACGUGCCACGGCAGCAAUGAAGAAAGCCAGACUAUCAGGAGUGGAGAUGCUCACAAUAAAACAGCAAACAAGCAAUGGUUUAGACUGUGAUGCAGAUGUUAAACAGCUGGAUGAAGACAUUAAAGAUUUAAAUGAAUCAAAUUCACAGGUGGAAGCGGAUAUGAUCAAACUUAGAACACAG
This is a messenger RNA of Sinocyclocheilus anshuiensis, 3534 nucleotides long. It is a transcript of the gene myt1lb, whose product is annotated as myelin transcription factor 1-like, b. Gene Ontology annotation, biological process: regulation of transcription by RNA polymerase II. The annotation marks the transcript as partial. The transcript has 17 exons. Lineage: Eukaryota; Metazoa; Chordata; Actinopteri; Cypriniformes; Cyprinidae. Gene Ontology annotation, molecular function: RNA polymerase II cis-regulatory region sequence-specific DNA binding; zinc ion binding; DNA-binding transcription factor activity, RNA polymerase II-specific. Gene Ontology annotation, cellular component: nucleus. The record is from RefSeq and is a predicted model, not a curated record.